Mesoplodon densirostris (Blainville's beaked whale) is the source of this 2431-nucleotide messenger RNA. It is a transcript of the gene MACO1, whose product is annotated as macoilin 1. NCBI's taxonomy places the organism in Eukaryota, Metazoa, Chordata, Mammalia, Artiodactyla, Ziphiidae. Gene Ontology annotation, biological process: neuronal signal transduction. The coding region runs from base 173 to 2167 and encodes 664 amino acids. Gene Ontology annotation, cellular component: rough endoplasmic reticulum membrane. The transcript has 11 exons. The record is from RefSeq and is a predicted model, not a curated record.
AGGAAGCGCUGAGCCCACACCUCCUCGUCCCACCCCCUCCCCCCGGGUGCUGGCUCCAUGUCUGUGUGACUGGCCCCAGGGGUAGAGUCCAGGCCCGACGCGGGGCGGGCCGGCGGCGGCGGCUGAGGUGAGAGGCGGCGGCGGCGCGGGCACCCGGCCCCCCAGCGGGAGGAUGAAGCGGCGGAACGCCGAAUGCAGUAAGCUCCGCCGCCCCCUAAAGCGGAACCGGAUCACCGAGGGCAUCUACGGCAGUACGUUUUUAUACCUGAAAUUCCUGGUAGUGUGGGCACUCGUCCUCCUGGCAGAUUUUGUCCUGGAGUUCAGAUUUGAAUACCUGUGGCCAUUUUGGCUUUUCAUUAGAAGCGUGUAUGAUUCCUUCAGAUACCAGGGACUGGCCUUCUCAGUAUUUUUUGUUUGUGUAGCAUUCACAUCAAAUAUAAUAUGUCUGCUGUUCAUCCCCAUACAAUGGCUUUUUUUUGCUGCUAGUACAUAUGUGUGGGUUCAGUACGUAUGGCACACAGAAAGGGGAGUGUGUUUGCCCACAGUAUCCCUCUGGAUACUCUUUGUUUAUAUUGAAGCAGCAAUUAGAUUUAAAGAUCUCAAAAAUUUUCAUGUAGACCUUUGUCGUCCAUUUGCUGCUCACUGUAUUGGGUACCCUGUGGUGACUUUGGGCUUCGGCUUCAAAAGUUAUGUAAGCUACAAAAUGCGGUUGAGGAAGCAAAAGGAAGUGCAAAAAGAGAACGAAUUUUACAUGCAGCUUCUUCAGCAAGCCCUCCCCCCAGAGCAACAAAUGCUACAAAAGCAAGAAAAAGAGGCCGAGGAAGCAGCCAAAGGAUUACCUGAUAUGGAUUCCUCAAUCCUCAUACACCACAAUGGAGGUAUCCCAGCCAAUAAAAAACUCUCCACAACUUUGCCAGAGAUAGAAUACCGAGAAAAAGGGAAAGAAAAAGACAAAGAUGCCAAAAAACACAACCUUGGAAUAAAUAACAACAAUAUUCUACAACCUGUAGACUCUAAAAUACAAGAAAUUGAGUAUAUGGAAAACCAUAUCAAUAGUAAAAGAUUAAAUAAUGAUCUCGUGGGAAGUACAGAAAAUCUCUUGAAAGAGGACUCAUGCACUGCUUCCUCAAAAAACUACAAAAAUGCCAGUGGAGUUGUGAACUCCUCACCUCGAAGUCACAGCGCCACAAAUGGGAGCAUUCCUUCCUCAUCUAGUAAAAACGAGAAGAAGCAGAAAUGCCCUAGCAAGAGCCCAAGUGCACACAAGGACUUAAUGGAAAACUGUAUUCCUAAUAACCAGCUAAGCAAACCAGAUGCACUGGUAAGGCUGGAACAAGACAUUAAAAAGUUAAAGGCCGACCUGCAGGCCAGCAGGCAAGUGGAACAGGAGCUCCGCAGUCAGAUCAGCUCCCUCUCGAGCACCGAGCGAGGGAUCCGCUCAGAAAUGGGCCAGCUCCGGCAAGAGAAUGAGCUGCUGCAGAACAAGUUACAUAAUGCUGUGCAAAUGAAGCAAAAAGAUAAGCAGAAUAUCAGCCAGUUGGAGAAAAAGCUAAAAGCUGAGCAGGAAGCCCGAAGUUUUGUAGAAAAGCAGUUAAUGGAGGAGAAAAAAAGGAAGAAGUUAGAAGAAGCUACUGCUGCCCGGGCUGUUGCAUUUGCUGCUGCGUCUAGGGGAGAGUGCACCGAAACCUUACGGAAUCGGAUCAGAGAAUUAGAAGCAGAGGGCAAGAAGCUCACAAUGGACAUGAAGGUGAAAGAAGACCAGAUCAGAGAACUAGAACUGAAAGUUCAGGAGCUUCGGAAGUAUAAGGAAAAUGAGAAGGACACUGAGGUGUUAAUGUCAGCCCUCUCAGCCAUGCAAGAUAAAACGCAGCACCUGGAGAACAGCCUGAGCGCAGAGACAAGAAUCAAGCUGGACCUGUUCUCCGCACUGGGGGAUGCAAAGCGACAGCUUGAGAUUGCCCAAGGACAAAUUCUUCAGAAAGACCAGGAAAUCAAGGACCUAAAACAGAAGAUAGCCGAAGUCAUGGCCGUCAUGCCCAGCAUAACAUACAGUGCUGCCACCAGCCCCUUGAGCCCCGUUUCCCCACACUACUCUUCCAAAUUUGUGGAGACCAGCCCCUCUGGACUCGAUCCCAAUGCCUCUGUUUACCAGCCCCUGAAGAAAUGAAGGCCAGCAGUGUGUUUUGUCCAGGCUUUGGUUAUCAGAAAGCAUCGCAAAGGAGCGUCUCUGGCAGUCAAGAUUAAAAAAAGUUUAUAUUGUAUUUUGUGGGACUGUAUAUGUUGUCGUUUUUAAAAGGGGGGGGAAAGAUAACAUCCAAGUCUGAUUAGAACUGCCCACCAGUUUUUCUUGUAAGUUUUUAGAAGACCUCACAGAACUUUGCAGUUUAUUUUUCUCGGCCAAUACAUUAAAACCAUUCUUGGAUUUCAAGUA